Messenger RNA from Myzus persicae (green peach aphid), 483 nucleotides. Its product is annotated as G-box-binding factor-like. The record is from RefSeq and is a predicted model, not a curated record. Lineage: Eukaryota; Metazoa; Arthropoda; Insecta; Hemiptera; Aphididae. The transcript has a single exon. The annotation marks the transcript as partial.
GCGUCGCCCCCGCCGGUGCAACUGCCACCGCCGCCGACUGUCGCGUUCGGCGGUGGCGGCGACCGCGGCACCGGCGGUGGUGCUACGCCCGGCCCACAGUUGUUUUCUAGUCUCCAGUACAAAAACGGACUCCAGCAGCAGCAUCAGCACGACCAGCAGCAGCAGCAGCAGCAACAACAUCAUCAUCAACACCACCUCCAUCAGCAGGAGCAGCAGCAGCAGCAGCAGCAACAGCAACAGCUGCACCAGCAGCAUCAACAUCACCAGCAGUACCUGCAGCAGCAUCAUCAGCACGGCAGCAACCUGGUCACGCAUUACGCGGCCCUCGGCAGUGCGUUUUACACGUACUGACGCGCACUGUAGACGGAAAAAGCGGUAAAAUUGUAAAUCUUUAUUCGUAUAUAUAUAUAUUUAUAUUACAUUAUAAAAAAUUACAGACGUUUUAUUUUCCACUUUUUUAACACUCGCGGCGUGUUUUUAACG